GCGAGCAAUCAAGUGGAUUUCAGUGAAUGCAAAAGCUGUCACGCGGAUGUGAAAUCUGCUGCGCGACGCGCUGCUCUCUCUGAGGCGCUGCAUGCUAUUGUUGGCAUCCCGAAUACCCCAGAUCGAUCCACCCUGCAUCGUGUUAUCACGAGUGUUAUUGUUACAGCAUUGACACGCUAGGCGCGUGCACUGUGUGGCAGUAGUUGGUAAACAGCCAGUCGAGACCAAGAUGCUACAGGGCUCCAGCAUCUUGGGGCACGAGAGGCCCCUGGUCAUCAGGGUAUCAUUCGGCGCCUGUGUUGGGUUUACUGUGUGCCUACCGCUGGUUGGACUGAUAACUUGCAUCUUUAUAUCCUCUGUUUUUCAUUAUGACGACUCUACUGGUACACAUUGCCGGGUCCCUAAUUACUUGCCAUCCAUCAGUGCCUCAAUAAGCCUGAGCCCUGAGUGCCACAUAUGGCGGUUCUGUAUCGGACUCCACUCGGCUCCGAGGCUCCUGGUGGCAUUUACCUACUUCAAAUUUUACAAGGCACGAUUUGCCUCGAGGUUCCCGGAGAGUUCACUCAGUUGCUUCAGUCUGGCCUUUUCCGUUUGUGAAAACCUCGGCCUCUUGCUCCUCACAUACGUGUCAUCGAGUGAAACGUACUUUGUACAUAAGGAAGGCUUUGUGCUCUUCCUUGCCAGUUCCCUUAUCUACAUGGCGAUAACUUGCCGUUUAUGGAAGACUAUUAGGAAGAAUUCAUUGAGUCCUGAGGAUGCCAUGUCUCACUGUUGGAAAGUGCGUCUCUUGCUUCUUAACGUGUCCUUCUGUGGUUUGGCCGGAUUCUUCUAUUGGAAACACAACAUGUACUGCGAAUCGGGGAGUUACACUUUAUUUGCCCUGUUUGAGUAUCUAGUGGUUGUCUCCAACAUGGCCUUCCAUCUCACAGCCGUGUGGGACUUUAAGAGCCGUGAGGUCAUGGUCAUUUCGUCCUCUGAAGAUAAAGACUUCUGACUAGAACCUCAAGCACUAAGUGCUGAAUGUACAACCACACAUUCACCUGAUGGGAACAGCCUUAAUACUGCCCAGCUGAGAUGAGUGGGAUGAAGGCCCCUUCCGCACAUUUCCAUGAUGUCAGACGAGCACAUGUGCCACUGUACAGGCGGUUCUGUGAGCUCUAAGUGCUUUUUUUGCCUCUGUGUCUCAUCCAUGGAUAACUUCACCUACACACAGUACUAUAUUUUAUGUAAUGUGAAAUCUCAACUUUUGUACAAAGCACAACAAGAUCUGGUCGUCUUACUGUAUGUGUGCCAAAGUAAAGUGACAGUACGUCAACAACUA
Messenger RNA from Gasterosteus aculeatus aculeatus (three-spined stickleback), 1321 nucleotides. Its product is annotated as acyltransferase PGAP2. The record is from RefSeq and is a predicted model, not a curated record. Gene Ontology annotation, cellular component: Golgi membrane; endoplasmic reticulum membrane. NCBI's taxonomy places the organism in Eukaryota, Metazoa, Chordata, Actinopteri, Perciformes, Gasterosteidae. Gene Ontology annotation, biological process: GPI anchor biosynthetic process.